Poecilia reticulata (guppy) is the source of this 2963-nucleotide messenger RNA. The record is from RefSeq and is a predicted model, not a curated record. NCBI's taxonomy places the organism in Eukaryota, Metazoa, Chordata, Actinopteri, Cyprinodontiformes, Poeciliidae.
UAUUUUCCCGCUCUUUAGUGCCGUAAUGCUGAGAGGCUUCCUGUUCUCAGGUGACCUGAUGCUCUGUGGCAUUUGGGUGCCAGUGUUAUUUACGACCCGGGCAUAGCAGUUAGCAUCGGCUAGCCUUCAGCUAACUCGGCUACGCAAAGAGUCUCCAAGAAAGUCAGUUGAAAGUUGAAACGCAGCCAGAGGAGCGGGAACCCUUUCCUGGUUUUAACCCUUCUUUUUAAUUAAACUUGUUACUCUUGCGGACCGGACGUUAUGUGAGCUCCACCACCGCAGUCCUCCCUUCCCCCCGUCUGUCCGACUUGGUGGAGAGCAGCAGGACCGGAGCGAUGGACGAGUCCGUCAGUUCAGUGAAAACGGUCAAACCGUCCCAGUCCAGAGGAGCCAAGGUGGCGUCCGCUCAGAAGCCAAACAAAGAUGGCGUCAAGUCGGCGCUGCGCAGUAAGGAGAACCUCACCGCCGCCAAAGACGAGCGGAGCGGCGGCGGCGUGGCGGGCCGCACGGCGGCCGGCGCGUUCCCAGAAAACUCCCUGGAGAAGAAGAAAAGUCGCCCGUCCAGGCUGAGCGGCCGGACCGGUUCUGGGGAGAGAGGCAAAGGGAAGGCGGCCGACUCCACAACGGCCCAGCCAGCAGAGGGCGCUCCGGUUCCGCCCGUCACUCCUGAACGGGCGAAAGGCUCCGGGGGGACGAGAGAGAAAUCCCACGCGGUGAAAGCUGCGUCUGCGCAGGCGGGGGACGAGGCGCAGCUGGCGGAGGAGGCGGAGCAGCAGCUGGGUCUGCGGCAGGUGGAGGAGCGGCUCCACAGAGAUCACAUCCACCGGGUCACCAAGCCGUGCCCUGAGUACCCAAACUACCAGUACUUAUGCAGAGUUUGCUCUGUGCACAUCGAGAACGUCCACGGCGCCUACAAGCACAUCAAGGAGAAACGCCACAAGAAGAACAUGACGGAGAAGCAGGAGGAGACGGAGCUGCGCGCGCUGCCGGCGCCCUCUGCUGGCCAGCUGCGGGCGGUGGACGCCGUCGUCAUGGAGACGGCCAGGCAGCAGGGGAUCUCAGAGCGGGACUUCGAGGAGCGGGCGUCCGUCGUGGCGCGGAUGGAGGAGGUCAUAAAGACGCACCUGUCAGCCUGUUCCCUGCGGCUCUACGGCUCCUGUCUCACACGGUUCGCCUUCAAGACGAGCGACAUCAACGUCGACGUCACCUACCCGUCCCCCAUGACGCAGCCUGAGGUUCUGAUUCAGGUUCUGGAAAUCCUCAAGAACAGACCUGAAUACUCGGAGGUCGAGUCGGAUUUUCACGCCAAAGUUCCCGCCGUGUUCUGUCGGGAUCGCAGCAGCGGCCUGAUCUGUAAAGUGAGUGCAGGAAAUGAUGUCGCCUGCCUCACCACCAAUCACCUGGCUGCUCUGGCUAAACUGGAGCCCAGACUGGUUCCACUGGUCCUGGCCUUCCGCUACUGGGCGAAGCUGUGUCACAUCGACUGCCAGGCCGAAGGCGGCAUCCCGUCGUAUUCCUUCGCCCUCAUGGUCAUCUUCUUCCUGCAGCAGAGGAGCGAUCCCAUCCUCCCCGUCUACCUGGGGUCCUGGAUCGACGGCUUCAGCGUGAAGCGAGUGGACGAGUAUCAUCUGACGGGAAUAGUUCUGGACAUGUUCGUGAAGUGGGAGCACCGACCUCCGACCUCCACGGAGGGACGAGGGGAGAACCGGAACGAAUCCAAAGCAGAAGGAGGAUCGAAGCCGGAGCAGAAGAAGUUUGAAGACACUCGCCACACAGAGGGCCUGAGCCGCCUGAUGCUGGGCGAAGGGAAAGGCGCGUCGCUGGGCCAGCUGUGGCUGGAGCUCCUCCGUUUCUACACGCUUGAGUUUCCUCUGGAGGAGAACAUCAUCAGCAUCCGCCUGAAGGAGCUCCUCUCCCGGGACGCCAAGAACUGGCCCCGCCGCCGGCUCGCCAUCGAAGAUCCGUUUGCCCUGAAGAGGAACGUUGCGCGGAGCCUGAACAGCCAGAUGGUGUUCGAGUACAUCCAGGAGCGUUUCCGCAGCGCCUACAAAUACUUCGCCUGUCCUCAGAGGAGAGGCGCCAAGAAGACGGGAGACGGACGGAGACCGGAGGGACAGGAGGACGASGAGAAACCUGAGGGAAGUCAGAGAGAGGACGACAGCGGGGACGAAGAGGACGGCUCGGACCUGGAGAAGAGCCUGGACGAUUUGGUUCUGAACGAUGGCAGCAAACCGUCGUCGCCCAAAGGGCUGCUGGACAGCGAGGAAGAGGAGGAGGAGGAAGAGGAGGAGGGAACUGCUGACCUGCACUACGUGUUCGAUAAGAUGAUUUUCACUGGCGGGAAGCCUCCGACCGUCGUCUGCAGCAUCUGCAAGCGGGACGGCCACCUGAAGGACGAUUGUCCCGAAGACUUCAAGAAGAUCGAGCUGAAGCCGCUGCCUCCCAUGAGCGAGCGAUUCAGGAACAUUCUGGACGGACUCUGCAGAUUCUGCUUCUAUAAACUGUCGCCGUCGCACAUCGAGCAGCAGAACCGGGAGCAGAUCCUGGCUGGGCUGGAGCGGUUCAUCAGGAAGGAGUACAACGAUAAAGCCCAGCUCUGCUUAUUCGGCUCUUCCAAGAACGGGUUUGGUUUCCGUGACAGCGACCUCGACAUCUGCAUGACCCUGGAGGGUCACGAGACGGCGGAGAAGCUGAACUGUAAGGAAAUCAUCGAAGGCCUCGCCAAGGUGCUGAAGAAGCAUGCAGGUCUGAGGAACAUCCUGCCCAUCACCACAGCCAAAGUGCCUAUCGUGAAGUUUGAACACAGACAGAGCGGUUUGGAGGGAGACAUCAGCCUCUACAACACGCUGGCUCAACACAACACCAGGAUGCUGGCGACGUACGCAGCGCUGGACCCCCGGGUCCAGUUCCUGGGAUACACCAUCAAGGUGUUCGCAAAGGUUUGUUAAGAAACGUUUAAAUCA